Messenger RNA from Suillus plorans, 3995 nucleotides. RefSeq lists its product as uncharacterized. Gene Ontology annotation, molecular function: four-way junction helicase activity; 3'-5' DNA helicase activity; four-way junction DNA binding. NCBI's taxonomy places the organism in Eukaryota, Fungi, Basidiomycota, Agaricomycetes, Boletales, Suillaceae. Gene Ontology annotation, biological process: interstrand cross-link repair; replication fork reversal; double-strand break repair via synthesis-dependent strand annealing. The transcript is spliced from 10 exons. The coding region runs from base 48 to 3995 and encodes 1315 amino acids. The record is from RefSeq and is a predicted model, not a curated record.
UGAGCUUUAGUGGUCGUUCGUUUCUUGUUCUUCCUCCCAUCCUCACAAUGAGCUCGUCCGAUUAUGGAUUUGACGAUGAAUUUGACUCAGCCAUCCUGAACGAACUGGACGUCAUCGAGGCAGCUCAUCGUCCUCCACUUCGAAACUCUCCUAAGCCACCCCCGCCUGCAGCCAAAGCACCCAAACCUCUGGACGAAGAGGAUUCGUUUCUCGAUCUUUCUCUCGAAAUAGAUGAUGCGGAGCUUCAGCGCAUAGAUACUUUCAUUGAUGCGGUGUAUAAGGGAAAUGCACAACCAGUGGCAGGCCCAAGCAAUCAUGCACGGCCUCCUUCCAAGAAUACUGUGCAACGAACCCUGUUCGGAGAUAUUGCGCAACCGACUGUGUCUUCCAGUAGGCAAAGUCCCACUAAACGUUCCUCGCUUCAGCGGACAAAGUCGAGUCCCCGCAAACCUUUUGGCCAACAGGCGCCUCAGACGAAACAGUGGGACCAUACUGUGUUUGCAAAGUCAGGCUGGAAAAAACCAAAGACUGCCAAAGGCAAGGGAAAAGAUGACGGAGACGAUGAGGAGGAGCACGUCGAGUUUGAGCAAUUCCCUGCUCCAUUCGUGUCAGGUAUGUCUGGGCCACCUCUUAUGAAACUCAAGGUUGACAUGCUCGAAGCUAAACAUUGGAUAUAUCCCCUAAAUCAACCAAAGCGUGACUAUCAGUUCAACAUCGUUAGGCACUGCUUAUUUGACAACACCCUCGUCGCAUUACCUACCGGAUUGGGAAAAACAUUCAUUGCAGGCGUCGUGAUGCUUAACUACUAUCGUUGGUUUCCGAAGGGAAAAGUUGUAUUUGUUGCCCCAACAAAACCUCUCGUCGCGCAACAAAUUGACGCGUGCCACCGCACGUGCGGCAUUCCUGGUUGUGACGCAGUCGAGCUUACUGGAAACAACCCUCGAGCUUAUAGGUGUAGGAUGUGGGAGGAGAAACGGAUAUUUUACAUGACACCACAGACCCUCAUCAAUGAUCUGAGUACGGAAAACUGCGAUGCGCGGGAUAUCGUCCUCAUUGUCAUUGACGAGGCGCAUAAGGGAACAGGAGACUAUGCCUAUGCACAGGUCAUUCGUUUCUUGAUGGCUAAGAAUCCCCAUCAUCGCGUACUGGCACUAACAGCAACGCCCGGAAGUACGCCUGAAGCUAUUCAGAGCAUCGUUGAUUCACUGCACAUUAGUCGCAUUGAGAUUCGUGAUGAAAAUAGUAUUGAUCUCCGUGAGUAUAUGCACAAGAAGGAAAUUAAACAACACAUCAUCCGGAUGACUGACGAUGUUCUAAAAGUUCAGGAACUCCUGAAGGAGGUGAUGAUAACCAUCCUUAAACCACUCUCUAACAGAGGUGUUAUAGAAGUGGUGGAUCCGGUCAAGAUGCACCCUUAUCGUGCCCAGGCUACCAUGCAACAAAUUGGAGCCCAGCGGAACAGUCCUCACAAAUGGGCAUUUCCCUCGCUGUCUAAGCUCGGUGCAUUAGCGCGUGCUAUGGGGUACCUGAUGGAAGCCAGCAUCGGCAUGUGUCACAACUGCCUGCUGGAGAUUUCAGCUGAAAAAGAGGACGAUUCAGGGAAAAAGAGAGGUUCUGCAACGAGUGGCUUGCGCAAGGACAAGAAUUUUAUGGCUCUUCUUAGUGAGCUUGAGGUGCAGAAAGUCCGUCCGGGUGGGUACGGCAUGCACCCGAAGAUGGAGACGCUCAAGAUGCUGCUGUUGCAGCACUUCGGGGCACGGAUGGGUGAGGGGGAGGAGACGAGAGCUAUGGUGUUUGUGACAUAUCGGGAGUGUGUAGAUGAGAUUGUACAUAUCCUCAAUGAGGAGAAACCCCUUCUGAAGGUGACGAGGUUCAUCGGGCAGGGCACAGAUAAACAAGGCCGGAAGGGAUUUGCGCAGAAGGAGCAACUUGAGAUCAUCAAAAAGUUCAAAGCUGGCGAAUUCAAUGUGCUUGUCUCUACUUCUAUUGGCGAAGAGGGUCUCGAUAUUGGGGAAGUUGACAUGAUUGUGUGUUAUGACGCACAGAAGACACCAAUUCGCAUGCUUCAGCGCGUUGGACGCACGGGCCGUAAACGGGACGGCUAUGUCCACGUCCUCCUCUCCGAGAUCCGCGAGGAGUUAAAUUGGGAUAAAGCGAAGGACACAUACGGCGAGUUGCAGAGAUGUAUCGUCCGCGGUGAUCAGCUAGAACUUUAUGGCGACGUCCCACGACUCCUCCCUGAACACGCAAAGCCCCAAGUACUCGAGAAGAAAAUGGAGAUUGAGGAGUACGUACGCCAAGAACAUGCCUCGCGAAAGAAGAGCGCAGUUGUCAAUGACGAGAAUUUGUCUCCGAAGGGCAAGAAACGCAAGCGGAAUGAUGAUUUUGCUAGGAAUAUACCUCAAGGCGCAAGCACGGGCUUUGUCAGUGUCAAAGACCUGCUUAUCAAGGGAGCAGUCACGAAGAAGAGGAGGAAGGCAAAGACGAAAGGCUUUGAUCCCACGGCUGCAGAAGAUGACUCGACAGAUAUGGAAUUAGAGGCUAAUCUCAUGGAUAUACGCCGUACUGCUUCGACGCCUGCUGGUGUCAGUACAAAGAAGGACAAGUUGCGCACUGCACGUACAAUGGAUCCAUCCAAGAAACGACAGCCGGCAACAUCGCGCAGGAAGGUGAAGGAGAAAGAGCCAUUGACCACAAGCCAAUUCUCCAGGAAAGGUGAUGACGAUGACGAUGAUGUUGAAAUCGAGCAGGGCAUCUCACUAGCUGCUCGCGAGGCUAUCGUUCGUAAAACCCCUUCCCCCAAGAAAAAACGGCCAGCUUUGACCAGGUAUCACUCGUCUUCACCUGACGAGGUUCCGGUUUUGGCUCGAGAUCGUUCGAAUAGUCCUGCCAGACCAUCUGCAGUCCAAAGUCUUUCCUGUCGUCCUACCGGAGACGAUGUGCUACUUUUAAGCUCCUCAGAGGCGGAGAAUCCUUCAGCGCCAAGCAUGUUAUCUUCGUCGCCGAUGAUUUGUGAUGCGGACGACGUGAUAGAAUUAUCAUCUUCCCCGCCGCCACCCCAAACUGACCCUGAUCAAGCCGCAGAAUCUUCAUCAAUGUCGUGUGGUCCAAGAAAUUCUCCAACCGAUCUUGGGAGAAGUCGAGAAGGAUCCCCGAAUCGUUUGCCAUCACUGCUCUCAUCUUCAGACGGUGUGGCGGGUAAUACACAAAGCAUGGCAUGGCUACUAGGAUCAGAUGAUGAGCCUGACAUUCAAAUUCUGUCUUCUCCGCCCAUGACACCACCGCAGGAGCGCAGUCCUCGCGCGGAUCGCCUGUUUGAGGAUGAAAGUGUUGCAGACGCAAGACAUCUUUCGCCUGGGGCACUUUUAAUGCGACCACCUCCUCUACCAUGCCGAGGUAUUGUCCAGUCACCCGCAUACUCUUCUGAUCACGACAUUCCCAAUGCCUCAUUCGCUGUGCGACCCGCUGGACGUUUUUUCAAGCCGCGUGCAGCAGCCGCAGAGCUUGACUCACCGGUAUUGGAUAUGCCACCUCUUUCCCAACGGCGUUUGAAACGAAAGGAUACAGAUAUUAUUUCUUGGGGAUCAAGUCCGCCUCCAAAGCGUAGCAAGCGAAAGCCUUUAAUAUCUAUGCGACAUAACCCAUGGCUAGAUGGAGAAGCAGCCCACUCUGGUGACGAAGCAAGUGAGGGAUCGUCGCACUCGGAAGAUGAUGUUGAAAGUGAUUCCGAUCGCCAAUUCAUCAAGGACAUCGCAAACACUCAGGUCUCCCCUUCUUAUGAUCAAUCACUCGCUUAUCGACGGGGUUUAUUCACACAAGUCCCGCCGGGAGGUCCUGCGUUUGCCACCAAACUGGUGAGGAGAGAAGCAUACGCCCGAGGUGAGAGCGCAAAGCGCCGCGCCGGUGUAUCAAGCUCUCCCGUACGCGAGGACGAUUUGCCAGACGAGUAUGCCAUCGGCAGCUUUGUCGUAGAUGAUGAUGAGGACAUCAUCUAA